Molecule: messenger RNA, 1567 nt
Organism: Glycine soja
Lineage: Eukaryota; Viridiplantae; Streptophyta; Magnoliopsida; Fabales; Fabaceae
Product: probable protein kinase At2g41970
Exons: 8
Coding region: 261-1361 (366 amino acids)
Biological process (GO): protein phosphorylation
Molecular function (GO): ATP binding; protein tyrosine kinase activity
Source: RefSeq, a predicted model, not a curated record
UGCCUUUCUUCCCAAACCAAGCUUCAUUACAAAACUUAGAAACUAAAGAAAUAUACAAAUUUGUCCCCUUCUGCAUUUCCCAUUUCCUGAGUCUUUGUUUUUUUAUUUUUUAUUUUCUCCUCCUAAUAUUCUUCUUUGUCGCCCUCUUAUUGUCUUUGCCAUUAUAGAACCUAAUUCAUCGCAAGUUUCCUGAGGUGAUUCAUUCGUUUACUGUGAAUGGCUUAUUGAGAGUGCAGCUAGAGCUAGGACUACUUGAAGUUAUGUUGUGCUGCGGAGGUGCAGAGGAGGAGAGCACCGGGUCCCCGGCAAAUCAAUACCCAACUGCACCACCUAGAGGGGGUAACACAUACGGUGGAGGAGGUAAUGAUAGAGGAGAGCCUAGGGGCAAUGUUGCAAAGAGUGGUGCCCCGCAGAAAGUAUUGCCAAUUGAGAUACCCUCUAUGCCGUUGGAUGAGUUAAACAGGUUAACAGGGAACUUUGGUACAAAGGCUUUUAUUGGCGAAGGUUCAUAUGGACGAGUUUUCUAUGCAAAAUUGAGUGAUGGCACUGAUGCUGCAAUUAAGAAGCUGGAUACCAGUUCUUCCCCGGAACCUGACUCGGAUUUUGCGGCUCAGUUAUCGAUUGUUUCGAGAAUGAAGCAUGACAAUUUUGUGGAGUUGAUUGGAUAUUGUCUAGAGGCAGAUAACAGACUUUUGGUUUAUCAAUAUGCAAGUUUGGGUUCUUUGCAUGAUGUGUUACAUGGAAGGAAGGGUGUACAAGGGGCUGAACCUGGUCCAGUUUUAAGCUGGAACCAGAGAGCAAAAAUUGCAUUUGGCGCAGCAAAAGGACUUGAGUUUCUUCAUGAAAAGGUUCAGCCUUCUAUCGUUCACCGCGAUGUUAGAUCCAGCAAUGUCUUACUAUUCAAUGACUAUGAGGCCAAGAUAGCUGAUUUCAGCUUGACAAAUCAGUCUUCUGACACAGCCGCUAGGCUACAUUCAACAAGAGUCUUGGGAACAUUUGGCUAUCAUGCCCCAGAGUAUGCCAUGACUGGACAGAUAACCCAGAAAAGUGAUGUUUACAGUUUUGGGGUUGUGCUUUUAGAACUCUUGACUGGAAGAAAGCCAGUAGAUCACACAAUGCCCAAAGGACAACAAAGUCUUGUAACUUGGGCAACUCCAAGGCUUAGUGAGGACAAAGUGAAACAAUGUGUGGAUCCUAAGCUAAACAAUGAUUAUCCGCCAAAGGCUAUUGCUAAGUUGGCUGCUGUGGCAGCACUUUGUGUUCAGUAUGAAGCUGACUUCAGACCAAACAUGACCAUUGUUGUCAAAGCUCUCCAGCCACUUCUCAAUGCAAAACCGUCUGGUCCCGAUCCUCAUGCUUGAUAUUGUGAUUUCAAUUAAUCAUGAGGAUUAUUAGAUUUUUGAGCAAUUUGUAACACAAUGAUGGAAGUUGAUUUGGUUUCGUUGUCGUAUGGAUUGUAUUAUGCUAUGCCAAAGUUGAUUUGGUUUGCUUGCUCUCCCUUUUAGUUGGAUCAUAUGUUUGUACACAUAAUGAAUGAUGGAGACAAAAAUUUGUUGGCCUAUGAGAA